AUGUCGAACAUUGGGGGCCGCCCUGUUGCUUCAUUCAUCGCCAACAACUUUGAGCGCUUAGGAAAAGUUUCUAACAACUCCAAUCAUUAUUUUUGGAAGUGUAAGCACUGUGGUGAUAGUGACGACUCUCCCGGUGGACAUAUCCAAGGCUGUGACAACCUCCUUCCCAACCAUAUCGCAAACAAGUGCACAAAAGUCAAUUCUGCUCUUCGCCAACAAGCAUGUUCUUUCAUCAUAAAAAAGACAGGCAAUACUGCAACAUCAGACACCAUCCUCGCAGAUCUCGGGACAACACAGUCUGCGAAGCGCUGCAAUCUGUCAGUCGAAACGUUCGAAACUCUAGGAAAAAUUCGUGCAAACCUUCGUUAUCUCCGUGACAAGAAAGCUACCGAAGCCAAUAAGUCCACUCGUUGUCGCCAUGCCCAUAUGCACACCCGUGAAGAGACUGGCAUUGAUCUCAAAGUCGCGCGUGACCUUGAGGAAAACUUUGCCUGGGUGCCACCGCUUGCUGCCAAGCCUGCACAUUUAGACGACAGCUUAGCUGGUCCAGAAAGUAUCUUACCUGAUGAUGUGGCUGCUGAAUUUGCUGCCUUCGAGGGGCGAGCAAGGGAGGAAACAUUCGAAAGUGUUGAUGGAAAGGAAGUGUUGGAAGGGCGUGCCUUUGAUUUCAAGGAGCUGCUCCGUGUUGACCAAGGGAUCAUACCAUGA
Suillus clintonianus is the source of this 708-nucleotide messenger RNA. RefSeq lists its product as uncharacterized. The transcript is spliced from 2 exons. Bases 1 to 708 code for a protein of 235 amino acids. Lineage: Eukaryota; Fungi; Basidiomycota; Agaricomycetes; Boletales; Suillaceae. The record is from RefSeq and is a predicted model, not a curated record.